GUGUGUGAUUUCUUAAUGAACAUAUGAUCUAGUAGUCAUGAUGUUGUCAUGUUGACGACUGACCCUUUUCCCUUUCCACUGAUGAAGAUCCUGCACGUACAUUUCUCUGAGACAGAUGGGUUUUUUUUUUUCUUUUUAUAAAACAUGAUAUUUUCCAUGAUUUUCCACGCAUGAUAAAUUGGGUAUUUCUUCAUUAGUGUGUUGAGGCUGCUGACCGGGAAGUUGUUGGGCAAUCAUGUUUGUUGUAAACUUAUUUUAAAUUGUGACUGUCUCUGAGUCAUAAAUGACUAAAAUCGCGGUGAGCAGAAUUGCGUCGAACAAAUGAAGAAACACGUUCUUAAUAGUUCUGCAGUUGACCCAGUCUGUGAGAACUGACGUUUCACAGGACCGACGCUGCUGUGAGUAUACGCUACUCACCAAGUCUUUUAGGAGAAGUGACAGAGAGUGAAGGAAAGCGAGAUGUGCAAAAAUAAUGACAAAUAUUGUCUAUUGCAGCCUGAUCCCAAAUCGCUUUUACUGUACUUCCACGUCUUGCAACUUCCUUCUUUCUGUUCCUUAAUUUUCAUAGUUGGUCGUAAUGACAAUGGCCAUAAACAGGAAGCAGGUGAAGCUGACUCGAGGAGUUAAACGGUGGCUCGGCCCUGUGAACUGUGGGAGUGUGAAGACCCCUGCUGCAGCUCCACGUCCCCUCUGAGCAGCUGUACAGUUUUGCAGCAGACAUGUUGGCUUGAGGUCAACUGGCUGCUCUUGCAAUCCUCAUUCUUCCGAAGUGGAUCAUCGCAGCCACAGGGCUGACUCAUGCGUCGGGCUGGGUUAAAAACCGCUGGAGUGCUCAGAGAACAAACAGAGUCUGCAGCUCCGCCGAGCACUUCUCAGGCUCUGAGCCCUGGAUAUUUGGGACAGAAACCCUUUUGUAAAAAAGCUUGAAUAUGGACUACACAGGACUACUGCUGCUGCUGCUCGGCCUCAGUGGAGCAAUCUGUGCAGUGGUGCAGUGGAGAGAGCUAGAUGAAGCAAAGGCCUAUUUGAAGCAGUAUGGCUACCUGAACGAGCCAGCUGAUCCACAGGACCCUCACUACCUGGAGGAGGUCAUUGAUGCUCUCAGGGUGUUCCAGAAGGUGAACGAUCUUCCCCCUACCGGAGAAGUAGAUGAACCUACUCUGGACGUGAUGAGGCAGCCGCGCUGUGGCGUGGAGGACCCCUUCAACAAGAGACAGCACAGAUACAGAGUGCUGGGUCGCUGGAGAAAGAGAAGUCUGACCUACCAAAUCAUCAACUACACACCGGACAUGAAGAAGACACAGGUCAACAUGGCCAUCCGCUCUGCCUUCAAGUACUGGAGUGAUGUGACUCCUUUGACCUUCAGAGAGAUCCACUAUGGCAGAGCAGACAUAAGGAUCUCCUUCCAUGACAGAAAAGGCUGCAGUGUCCCAUUUGACGGCCGUGGUUAUGUCCUGGCCCAUGCUGAGUCACCAGAGUCUGGCAUUGUCCAUUUCGAUGAGGAUGAGCUCUGGACUGAGGGGUCAUAUUAUGGCACUAAUCUGCGCAUUGUAGCUGCCCAUGAAAUCGGCCACGCCCUCGGCCUGGGCCACUCUCAGUACAGAAGCGCUCUGAUGGCUCCGGUCUACAUUGGUUACCGUGCCAACUUCAGGCUGCACUCGGACGAUAUCAAAGGAAUCCAGGCGUUAUAUGGCAAACGCGCCUCCAGCGCUUUAGCCAGCUCAGCAACUCCGGAGAGUCUGUUUCCCACAGAGAGCAGCCAUCAGAACGUCCCCAACCCCUGCACUGCCGACCUGGAUGCCAUCAUGUUGGGUCCAUGGAGGAAAACCUUUGCUUUCAGUGGUGACUACAUGUGGACGAUCUCCGACAUGGGACACAACACCCCGAUUAGGAUUGACAGCCUGUGGAAGGAGCUCCCCGGCAACCUGAACGCAGCUGUUCACUCCCCAAGAACCAACAAGACCUAUUUUUUUAAAGGCAACAAAGUGUGGAGGUACACCAUGCUCGUGCUGGAUUACGGUUACCCAAAAUCAGUCAAACGGAUCCCUCCUAACAUCGAUGCAGCCUUGUACCUGGAGAGGAACAAGAAGCUGGUCUUUAUCAAGGGUUCAGAGCACUGGCAGUUUGAUGAGCUGAAGUACACGGACUUAACUCUUUACCCCAAACCGCUGUCCAUGCUCUUCACCGGGGUGCCGUCCAGUCCGGACGCCGCCUUCACCUGGACCAACGGCAACAUCUUCUUCUUUAAGGGAGAUGAGUACUGGCGUGUGAACAAGCUGCUGAGAGUAGACAGAGGCUACCCACUGAGCAAGAAGGAGCGCUGGAUGCGGUGCUAG
Messenger RNA from Acanthopagrus latus (yellowfin seabream), 2336 nucleotides. RefSeq names its product matrix metallopeptidase 19 (gene mmp19). The record is from RefSeq and is a predicted model, not a curated record. Lineage: Eukaryota; Metazoa; Chordata; Actinopteri; Spariformes; Sparidae. Gene Ontology annotation, cellular component: extracellular matrix. The coding region runs from base 930 to 2336 and encodes 468 amino acids. The transcript has 10 exons. Gene Ontology annotation, biological process: extracellular matrix organization; collagen catabolic process; proteolysis. Gene Ontology annotation, molecular function: metalloendopeptidase activity; zinc ion binding.